AACACUGUAUUAAUUACACACACCCAUACAUACAUACACACACAGUCAGAUUUCAUUUCAGACCCCUCUCUCUCUCGUAUUCGUGUAAUAGUCCUUUUCUGCGAAAGAUAAAUCUUUGCUGCCAAUUCAUGUCUGAAAAGGGACAACCAUUGCCGAAGUUCGGCGAGUGGGAUGUGAAUGAUCCUGCAUCAGCCGAGGGAUUUACUGUAAUCUUUAAUAAGGCCAGGGAUGAGAAAAAGACUGGUGGCAAACCUGAGUCACCAGCAAAGGCAGAUUCUAAUCUUAAUCAUGGAGUGGAACCUGUCAAGCCUCCUGCUAAAAAAUGGUUUUGUUGCUUGCAACCGCAAGCAGAAUCUUGAUGAGGUCGUCUCUGUGCAAGAGCUUCAAUAGAAGAGCGUGUUCAUUGUUCGCCCCACCAUAUUUUCCUAAAGAUAGGAGCUGUAGAGUGAUGAUGGUCUUGAAUCCAUUUUUAAUGCUAUAAUACUGUGUUGGUGUGGGGAAAGAGUAAAGAUGAAAAAAAAAAAGAAAAAAAGACGAGACUUUAUUGUAUUGUGUAUCUAUAUGUGUACUGAUUUGGUGGCUUACACCAUAUGAAGCUUACUAUUUGUUUCCCUACCUUGUGGUAUGGUUUGU
Molecule: messenger RNA, 633 nt
Organism: Camellia sinensis
Lineage: Eukaryota; Viridiplantae; Streptophyta; Magnoliopsida; Ericales; Theaceae
Product: protein NOI4
Cellular component (GO): plasma membrane
Source: RefSeq, a predicted model, not a curated record